Messenger RNA from Saprolegnia parasitica CBS 223.65, 1002 nucleotides. RefSeq lists its product as hypothetical. The record is from RefSeq and is a predicted model, not a curated record. NCBI's taxonomy places the organism in Eukaryota, Oomycota, Saprolegniomycetes, Saprolegniales, Saprolegniaceae. The transcript is spliced from 2 exons. Bases 6 to 956 code for a protein of 316 amino acids.
CGAUCAUGCCCACGGACGUCGAGCUCUUCCGCCCGGCGGCGACGAUCGCCAUGUACGCAGACGUGCGCCAUGCGACGCUGCAGAACGGUCUCAAGGUCGAGUACGCGGUCCAUGGCGCCGACGACGCGCCCGAGAAGGUCCUUCUCAUCAUGGGCCUCAUGGCCGAGAAGGAAGCAUGGCUGCCGGUGAUCGCGACGCUCCUGGACCCGAGCUCGCCGUCGGCGCGCCGCUAUCAGUGUGUGACGUUUGACAACCGCGGCGUUGGCGGCACGGACCACCCCGCGGGGCUGUACACUACGUCGAUGCUCGCGACCGACGCGCUGCAGCUGCUCGACCACCUCGGAUGGCGCCACGCCCACAUCGUUGGCCUGAGCAUGGGCGGCAUGAUCGCGCAGGAGCUCGCGUCGGCGGCGCCGGAGCGCGUCAAGUCGCUCGGGCUCGUUGUGACGUCGCCCGGCUUUAUCCAAGGCGCGACGCCCCGCCCGAUGCAACUCGGAGGCUACUGGGAGCUCGCGAAGAACCUCUUUUCGACGUCGCGCCACGAAAUUGCGACCAAGAUGAUCCACGUGCUUUACACGGAGGAGUACCUCAGCCGCACCGACGAGGACGGCGUCGCGUUCGGCAAUCACGUCUACAACUACCACUGGGAACGUCUCGCCCACAGCCGGGCGACGGUGAGAGGCAUGUGCGGCCAGUACUCGGCGGUACUUCGCCACCACAUGAGCGCCGCGCGCUUGCGAGCGAUUGCGAAAGCCGGGUUUCCGAUCUUGAUCAUUGGCGCGCGACGGGAUCGACUCUUGCAUCCGAACAACUCGGACAUCCUCGCGGACCUCCUAAAGGGGGCGAAGACGCGCAAAAUCAUUUACGAAGAUGCGGCGCAUGGCGCCCACAUUGAAAAGCGAGUGGAGGUCGCCAUGGCCCUCAACGAGCACUUCCAGACGCGAAGCCAAUUGUAGCAACGACAUUUUAAUCUCGAGCCAUGUGUUGCCUUUCGAGGGUCCA